AUGAUUCUUCUUGCUGUGCUUUUUCUCUGCUUCAUUUCCUCAUAUUCAGCCUCUGUUAAAGGUCACACAACCGGUCUCUCAUUAAAUAAUGACCGUCUGUACAAACUCACAUAUUCCACUGAAGUUCUUCUUGAUCGGGGCAAAGGAAAACUCCAAGACAGUGUAGGCUACCGAAUUUCAUCUAAUGUGGAUGUCGUCUUACUGUGGAGGAAUCCUGAUGGCGAUGAUGACCAACUGAUCCAAAUCACAAUGAAAGACGUAAAUGUUGAAAAUGUGAAUCAGCAGAGAGGAGAGAAGAGCAUUUUCAAAGGAAAAAAUCCACCCAAAAUCAUAAGAAAGGAAAACUUGGAAGCUUUACAAAGACCUGUGCUCCUUCAUCUAAUCCAUGGAAAGGUCAAAGAGUUCUACUCAUAUGCAAAUGAGCCGGUGGCCAUAGAAAAUCUCAAAAGAGGCCUGGCUAGCCUAUUUCAGAUGCAGUUAAGCUCUGGAACCACCAAUGAGGUGGAUAUUUCUGGGGAUUGUAAGGUGACAUACCAAGCUCAUCAAGACAAAGUGAUCAAAAUUAAGGCCUUGGAUUCAUGCAAAAUAGAGAGGUCUGGAUUUACAACCUCAAAUCAGGUCUUGGGUGUCACUUCAAAAGCCACGUCUGUCACUACCUAUAAGAUAGAAGACAGCUUUGUUAUAGCUGUGCUUGCAGAAGAGACACAUGCUUUUCGGAUGAAUUCUCUACAAACCAUUGCAGGCAAAAUAAUAUCAAAGCAGAAAUUGGAGCUGAAGACCACUGAAGCAGGCCCAAGACUGAUGUCUGGAAAGCAGGUUGCAGCCAUAAUUAAAGCAGUUGAUUCAGAGUACAAGGCCCUUCCCAUUGUGGGACAGGACUUCCAGAGCAAGUGUAAAAGAUGCCCUUCUCUCUCGGAGCACUGGCAGUCUACCAGAAAACACCUGCAGCCUGACAACCUCUCUAAAGCUGAGGCUGUCAGAAGCUUCCUGGCCUUCAUUCAGCACCUCAGGACUGCGACUAGAGAAGAGAUCCUCCAGAUCUUAAAGGCUGAAAACAAGGAAGUAUUACCUCAACUGGUGGAUGCUGUCACCUCCGCUCAGACCUCAGACUCAUUAGAUGCCAUUUUGGACUUUCUGGAUUUCAAAAGUGACAGUAGCAUUAUCCUCCAGGAGAGGUUUCUCUAUGCCUGUGGAUUUGCCUCCCAUCCCAAUGAAGAACUCCUGAGAGGCCUCAUUAGUAAGUUCAAAGGUUCCUUUGCGAGCAACGACAUUAGAGAAACUGUUAUGAUCAUCAUUGGGGCCCUCGUCAAGAAGUUGUGUCAGAAUGAAGGCUGCAAACUCAAAGCAGUGGUAGAAGCCAAGAAAUUAAUCCUAGGAGGACUUGAAAGAGCAGAGAAAAAAGAGGACACCAUGAUGUACCUAUUGGCUCUGAAGAAUGCUCUGCUGCCGGAAGGCAUCCCACUCCUUCUGAAGUUUGCAGAGGCUGGAGAAGGGCCUGUCAGCCACCUCGCUACCACCGCUCUCCAGAGAUACGAUGUCUCUUUCAUAACUGAUGAGGUCAAGAAGACUUUGAACAGGAUAUACCACCAGAAUCGUAAAGUUCAUGAAAAGACUGUGCGCACUACUGCAGCUGCUAUCAUUUUAAAUAACAAUCCAUCCUACAUGGAAGUAAAAAACAUUCUUCUCUCUAUUGGGGAGCUUCCCAAAGAAAUGAAUAAAUACAUGCUCACUCUUGUUCAAGACAUCCUACGUUUUGAAAUGCCUGCAAGCAAAAUGGUCCGUAGAGUUCUGAAGGAAAUGGUUGCUCAUAAUUAUGACCGCUUCUCCAAGAGUGGAUCCUCUUCUGCCUAUACUGGCUACAUAGAACGUACUCCCCAUUCAGCAUCUACUUACAGCCUUGACAUUCUUUACUCUGGUUCUGGCAUUCUAAGGAGAAGUAACCUGAACAUCUUUCAGUACAUUGGGAAGGCUCAUCUUCACAGUAGCCAGGUAGUCAUCGAAGCCCAAGGCCUGGAGGCCUUGAUUGCGGCCACUCCCGACGAGGGGGAGGAGAACCUCGACUCCUACGCAGGCAUGUCAGCCAUCCUCUUUGAUGUUCAGCUCAGACCUGUCACUUUUUUCAAUGGAUACAGUGAUUUGAUGUCCAAAAUGUUGUCGGCAUCUGGUGACCCUAUCAGUGUGGUGAAGGGACUUAUUCUGUUGAUAGAUCAUUCCCAGGAGCUUCAGUUGCAAUCUGGACUAAAGGCCAAUAUGGAUGUCCAGGGUGGCUUAGCUAUUGACAUUUCAGGUGCAAUGGAGUUUAGCCUGUGGUAUCGUGAGUCUAAAACCCGAGUGAAAACUCGGGUGGCUCUGGCAAUAACUGGCAGCAUCACUGUAGACUCCUCUUUUGUGAAAGCUGGCCUGGAGAUCAGCACAGAAACAGAAACAGGCCUGGAGUUUAUCUCCACGGUGCAGUUUUCUCAGUACCCGUUCUUAGUUUGCAUGCAGAUGGACAAGGAUGGAGCUCCACUUAGGCAAUUUGAGACCAAGUAUGAAAGACUGUCCACAGGCAGAGGUUACGUCUCUCGGAGAAGAAAAGAAAGCCUCAUAGCAGGAUCUGAAUUCCCUCUCCACCAAGAGAACUCGGAGAUGUGCAAGGUGGUGUUUGCUCCUGAGCCAGCAAGUACUUCUAGCGGUUGGUUCUGA
Molecule: messenger RNA, 2685 nt
Organism: Puma concolor (puma)
Lineage: Eukaryota; Metazoa; Chordata; Mammalia; Carnivora; Felidae
Gene: MTTP
Product: microsomal triglyceride transfer protein
Biological process (GO): lipid transport; cholesterol homeostasis; lipoprotein metabolic process
Cellular component (GO): basolateral plasma membrane; Golgi apparatus; endoplasmic reticulum
Molecular function (GO): lipid binding
Source: RefSeq, a predicted model, not a curated record